Magallana angulata is the source of this 2268-nucleotide messenger RNA. RefSeq names its product neurogenic locus notch homolog protein 3-like. The record is from RefSeq and is a predicted model, not a curated record. NCBI's taxonomy places the organism in Eukaryota, Metazoa, Mollusca, Bivalvia, Ostreida, Ostreidae. The transcript is spliced from 7 exons. The coding region runs from base 641 to 2041 and encodes 466 amino acids. Gene Ontology annotation, molecular function: calcium ion binding.
GCGUUUCUGUUCAAAGUUCAUGUCAUACCAUAGCAUAGCACUUUAUAUCAUUUCGCCCUUCAUUUCAAUUUCUCAAAGCAUAGCAUACAAAUCCCAUAGCAUUUGAAGACCAUAUUUUAAGCCACCUCCCCUAAAACAUACCUGUACCAAGAUCAAAUAAUUGCUGCUAGUCAAUCAAAUUAAAAACAAUAUUAAUGAGAAAAAAUCAGACUUCAAUCUCCAUAUGAUCAAUACAAAAAUCAAGCGUGAUACACGAAUACAAUGUAUACAUGUAGCUAACCCCCGUGUUUAGUUUUCUGAAUAUAGUUAUAUAAAUGUUACAGGUGGCGCACACAACUCAAAUAACACAAAACUUUUAAAAUCAGUCAAAUGAAAUAAAACAAAUUCGAGAAAGUGAUGUUUUACAUGUCGCUAUAUUAUUGCACUUGUUGCAAUCAAAUUUAAAUACUGCAUCACUGAUUUCUAUGCACAAUGUAUGGUGUGUACACAUUUCUUCUUCAAAUGCCUUUUAUUAUUCACACAAAGAGUAAGUUAACUAAAAAGUUCUGGAAACCACUUUGUUGUUUUUUUUUUUUGAAGUUCUUUAAUUAUCAAAUACGUUUAUCAAUGAUAACGGUUACUGAUUACCAACUUGUCAAUAAUGCAGAAUGCUACUAACGAAAUCCAUUACAAAUGCAAACUGUUAAAGGUCCUAAUUAUUCUUUUGAAGUGCGUUAUUCAAGCUGUUCUUGGUAGAGAAAGGAACUUUAUUUCUCAUGAAACUUCCUCCUACAGUACAAUGAUGUUGUUACAAAUUGGUAGAUGGUGGUGGAUUUUAUACAGUUUCCUUGUGCCGUGUUAUGGCAGCCUAAAGCCGGGUUUCUCUCAACUUCAGCGAGGACACAGACUGGACGGGAAAGUAAUUCAGUCAUUCACAGAACUCAGUUUCUUGGACUGUGUGAUAGAAUGUCUAGUUACACCAAGGUGUAAAUCUGUCAACUAUUUCAAAGGGGCUAAUUUCUGUGAAAGCAAUUACGAUAAUCAGACGACAGCAGAGACUAAGUAUGUGGAGAUUGCUGGUUGGGUGUACAGUGACAAGGAACAUUGGCCAAAGGAUCUGGCUGGAGCUUGUUCAAGCUCGAAUUGUCAACUCAACGAGACAUGUAAACACAAGAGAUAUACUGAGGAUACUGUCUUUGAAUGUGUUUUGUCAGAUUGUGGAAUACCCGAUCUAAAAGGUAUAGACCUGAAUACAACACGACGUGAGGACGCCAUUGGUAUACACAGGAGGAUACACGCCUCGUGUGCUGACGGAUACUCUCAGUCUGGUUCAGGACGGCUGAAUUGUCAGUCAAACGGAGAGUGGAAAUACGACAUUGUCUGUAGAGAGGAUACUGAUGAGUGCCAGAAUGACCCAUGUCUUAACGGAGCCACAUGUACGAACACAUCCGGCUCAUUCAACUGUACAUGUGACGCCGGAUGGACCGGGAUAGUUUGUGAUGAAGAUAUCAAUGAAUGUCUUGACAAUCCUUGUCAAAACGGAGGAACAUGCAGCAACAGCGCUGGAUCUUUCACGUGUACAUGCGCUGGUGGAUUCACAGGGGCACUCUGUAAUGAAGUUCUGCCGAAUAUCGCAUUAGGUAAACCUGCCGAACAGUCAUCAACAUUACUUGACUAUAACGCCGCGGAUGCAGUGGAUGGUUACAACGGUACAGAAUUUGGCGUGGACAAGUGGUGUGCACACACAGAUGAUGGCGACACAAAUCCUUGGUGGAGGGUGGAUCUGCAGGCUGUGUAUUACAUCACAUCUGUCAGAAUACUCAACAGAGGAAGAGAUCAAUACGGAGAUUUGUCAUACCGACUUCAGGAUGUUACCGUCACUGUAGGGCUGACAGAAUCUGAUGUCAGCACUCCCUGUGGUUUCUUUGCUGGUCCCGGUACCGCGUCACAGCUGGUCGUCAUCGACUGUCCGACGUCACCACAAGGAAGAUUCGUUAAGAUCUCCAAGACAACUGAGUAUCUCACUCUUUGUGAGGUUGACGUGUUUGGCGUCUCUGUCUAAAAUUCAUUAAAGCCGAUUACUAAGCUGAAAUGUUGCCGACUUCAGACACAUGUAUAUGUUUUCGCAUCCUGAGGAGUUGAUUAUCUGUUCCUAUUCAAUGUGACUUUUCAAAUCGCUUCAAGUUAAAAUUCUACAGCUAUUGCCCUAUUUAUACCUUUAUAUGUUUUUUACUUUUAGUGUUACAUGUUUGACUUUUAUUUAUAAACUUACUUACAUUGGAUAUACAU